This is a messenger RNA of Homarus americanus (American lobster), 6193 nucleotides long. Its product is annotated as glycine receptor subunit alpha-2-like. The record is from RefSeq and is a predicted model, not a curated record. Gene Ontology annotation, molecular function: chloride channel activity; transmembrane signaling receptor activity; extracellular ligand-gated monoatomic ion channel activity. NCBI's taxonomy places the organism in Eukaryota, Metazoa, Arthropoda, Malacostraca, Decapoda, Nephropidae. Gene Ontology annotation, cellular component: membrane; neuron projection; synapse. The transcript is spliced from 11 exons. Gene Ontology annotation, biological process: signal transduction; regulation of membrane potential; chemical synaptic transmission. Bases 281 to 1822 code for a protein of 513 amino acids.
AGCGCGGGUGUCCCAGUGAGGUCGUCUCCAUCCCUCGCUCAGUCGGCUCCCUCACCUCGCCCGGGAGAGAGUCACGAGCAUCAGCGUCCCUCCGUCGUGAACGAUAAUAACAUGCAUCAAUAAACUAAACAUAUCAAAUUACAUUAGAAAAUAGCAAAAAGUCAUCGCCCCUCGACUCUUGAACUCUUAUGAUGACUGACACAACAAACUCACCGCUGACGUAAAGAAGAGGACACAGGUAAUUCACUCAAGGAACUUCCCAGCUCGAUCAAACUUCAGGAUGUGGUUGUGGUCUCCCCUAGUGAGGCCUCAGCUCACUUCCAGUAGCAGUUGGAGGAAGACAACGACGACGACAACAACGACGACAAAUAGCCAGAAGGAAAAUCGUCAUCGUCAUCGUCAUCCGCGGCGGGCUGUGGACGGCGUAGUGGUGGACGAUAACAGACGGAGGAUGUGUUUUGGUGGACUUGAAGCCCUCGUGUUGCUAUGGACCUUGGCCACCAGUCUCUCCCUCGGAGAGUGCGGCAAAGUCAACAACUUGGCUCUUCUCGACAGUUUACUGAAAGAUUACGACCGGAGAGCCACCCCCACCAACCACCUCAACAACGCUACCAACGUCAUGUGUGAGCUGUAUAUUCGAAGCUUCGGAUCAAUCGACCCCAACUCUAUGGAUUACCAGGUCGACUUAUACCUCCGUCAGGCGUGGGUCGACGAGCGCCUCAACCACAUCGACAUAGAACAGCCUCUGGACCUCAAUGACCCCAACCUAGUGAAGGCCAUCUGGAAGCCUGAGGUGUAUUUCCCUAACGCCAAACACGCUGAGUUCCAGUUCGUCACCGUACCCAACGUUCUUGUCAGGAUCAAUCCCCUGGGCGAGAUUCUCUACAUGCUCAGACUGAAGCUGGUGUUUGCCUGUAUGAUGGAGCUCUCAAAGUUUCCUCUGGACUCUCAAGUGUGUACCAUGGAAAUAGCCAGUUUUUCCAAGACGAUGAAGGAGCUGAAACUCUCGUGGAAGAGUGACGCGCCCAUCAAGAUGUAUAAGAACAUGAGGAUGCCACAGUUUGAGAUGGAGAAGAUUGUCCCCACCACCUGCCAGGAGUCCUUCCAGAUAGGUAACUACAGCUGUCUGGUGGCGGAGUUCCACAUGCGUCGUGCCAUCGGCUUCCACCUGGUCCAGAGUUACCUGCCCACCAUCCUCAUUGUGGUCAUCUCAUGGGUUUCCUUCUGGAUGGACGUCGACUCGGUGCCAGGGCGGACUACUCUAGGCGUUACGACCCUCCUCACUGUCUCCUCCAAGUCUUCUGGUAUCCAAGCGGGUCUCCCACAGGUGUCGUACGUGAAGGCUAUCGACGUAUGGAUGGGCGCUUGUACAGCCUUUGUGUUCUGCGCCCUGUUGGAAUUCACCUUCGUCAACUACCUGUGGCGUCGACGUCCUCAGAUGGAACUACGAUCUCGGGGUGGUUCCAACGGGACCUGCCUGGCGGAGCGCUACACCCACAUCAGCUCCUACAACCACCCACAACAGCAGAAGGCCUCAACAGCUCCCAUCCCCAGCCCCACUGAGGUCAAGAUCACACCUGCAGGAGGAGGAGCCGUUGUGACCACCCCCGGCAGCGCUCCUCCAUGCAGUUCCGAAAUGCACAAGGGUAGCAAUACUUCCCCGGGACACGACGAAGCUUCUCAUAUGACAGCUCAGUUCGUCAGGGCCAUCAAGCAAAGUAACAAAAUUAAAGCUAGGCAGAUUGACGAGUACUGCCGUGGACUGUUCCCUCUACUGUUUGGCUUCUUCAACAUCUUCUACUGGUGUUACUACAUGCUCUGAAUGCUCCCUAAAAUGCUCCAACAUCCUCCAAAAAUGCUCCUUCUUCGUUGGUUAUAAUGCACCGGUGCUCUAAAUGCUCUAUUGCUCUAAAUAACACGAUACUUGAUAUACUAUUAUGAUUCUAUGAAACAAAUUCUCUCUUCUUGCUCUUUCUCUUACCCCUUCUUUGCUGUCUCCUUCUGUACUACCUCCUCCCUCAUUCCUACUAUUACUGUCUCCUUCAUUCUUCCCUUUUCUUCCUUCUUAACUCCGUCUUUCCUUGUACACUUAUUGGAUGCGGAAAGUAUUAUUGUACACAUGUUAAAAAACACAAAGAAAUGUUUAUCCUCAUCUGUCAAACACAAAACACACACCUGUUAAACAUACAAUAACACACCUGUUAAAAAUACAAAAGCACUUAUGCACACCUGUCAAACACUCAAAAUAUACAAUUAACAAACUUAGGUAAGACUUAUAGGCAUUAGAUAAACCCAAAAAACAUUUCUACACAAUUAUUAAACCAGAAAAAACUACACACACCUGAUAAACCGAAAUAAUUCAGAUAAACCCUCGUACAUAUCUGAUAAACUACUUUACACAGGUGUUAAACCAAAUAUACACUUUACACAGAUUCAAAUCCAAGAAAAAAAGUCAAACCACUGUUAAACCCAGAUAAACAAAUACUUAAACACACUUGCUAAACCCAGGAAGACACCAUACACAGACGCUAAACCUUCCCUAUACACUCACACACAGACGCUAAACCAUUCUCAUACAUUCAUACACACCUAAACCCUCUCCAUACACUCAUACACUCCCUAAUAAAUCAUACGCAGCUGGAAUAUACAGACUAAAAUACACAUCUAUAUACCUGGGGCCCAGAGAGACAGGUGGUAAUGGUUACUAAUGAGGGACCCAACCUGACCACCGCCCCCCCAGGUAACUCUUAUUUACCACCUGGGAGUGAGUUGCACCUACUGACUACAGGUGCUGUUGAUGGAAAAGGCUGGGUCGUGUACAGUGUCUGACUACUUGGAUGGAGUGUAAAAAGUUGAAGCUUGUGGAGAAAAUGGCUAGGGAAAUUAUGGUCUGAAAUCACGCUUAUUAAUGGCUUGUAUUUAUGUUCAAUGACGUAAAUAAUUUCUUUAAAAACAUUCUUGUCUCACAUCCUGUCCACUAUCUGUGUCACGAAGAGGUCAGAGGUGAAGGUUUCGUGUGGUGAUGAAAAACAGAAAAAAUGACUAAACUGUAAUAUUUUGUUUGUGGUGGUGAGCACAUUGAGCUCCGUCAGUGUGUCAGUAAGUGAGGAGCAACAAGUGACAGUCGUGUAGAAGAUAAAGAAAGAAGACGUUGGAGCCCCUCGCUGUCCACCAGACAGCUGUAGGUGGGAGGGAGUGGUAACAGACACACGUGGGUUUAAUUCUUAGAUUAUAAAUAUUUUUGUAUAAAAGAUACGAAUGUCAUCAUCUGCUUCUGCCUUCAAACUCUUCCUCACUUCACCUGUCCCAGUAUACAUAUACUGUAUAUGUAUAUAUAUACAUAUAAAUAUAUUUCCUUAACGAACUAAGAUGAAUCAAUAAAUGUAGUACAUAUAUUUAUAUAUACAUAUAUGUAUAUGUUAGAAUUAAUGUGUUUUGUGACGUCGUGUGUCAGAGACUCAGUGUAUGGCGGAGUAUCAACCCGUGUAAGACUCAUCCAGCAGAGGAAACGUAAUAAUGUUGUGUGUUGGAUGGAGUCUUCCACACGCCUCUUGGUCUCUGUCACAAGACGCAGAAGAGAAAACGUAAUAUCAAACGCCUGUGUCUCAGCUUCAGCAUUUAUCUGAAACAAAUUUUCGACACCCGAGGUAUUCUGCUGCCCAUCACACGUCAUGUUAUUCUGCGUAAAUCUUUAACGCAAGAUUUUUUUCUGCUUCUGCGAGUAAAAUAUUGUCGAUAUAUAUAUAUAUAUAUAUAUAUAUAUAUAUAUAUAUAUAUAUAUAUAUAUAUAUAUAUAUAUAUAUAUAUAUAUAUAUAUAUAUAUAUUAUUUUCACUGUAAAUAAAGAGUGCUUGAGAGCACAGUACAGUGUUAGGAAGGUCAGCCGCCAGACUGACCUACACAAUAAAGGUCACAUAAACUGACCUAACAGGACGACUGUAGAUCACGUUACACCUUUAAUUAAGAAGUAGAACACCUGAGCCCCCGAUGAAAGAACAACUAACAUAAUACAAAAUAUUCGUCUCAUUACAGCAAUAAAUAUGUGCUGAGACUCAACCCUUCAUCCUGACUCAGUGCAAGUGAGGAGGAAGACGCGCGAGUCCCCCCUUAGAGAGCUGGCGACACACACAGCGUGCACCUCACUCUCCACCAAUUUAUAAUAAUAACUGUUAUAUAUGAGAAAAUAAGAGUAAUUAAUAUCGAGUUCACAGAAAUACAUCUAAUAUGUUAUGUAACAAAGGAACCUCGAAUAUUUAUACAAAUUGUAUUAUCGCGAAUCACAAAUAAAUACUGUAUUACUUUUUAAUGGCAGUUAUUCUGGAAUAUAUAAAGGGGUUUAAUAUCAUAAAUAUACAAUACUAAACAAUAACACUUUGAAUAAUUAUUACUUCACUGUUUACGUUUACAAAGUCUCUGACAGUAUUUGUAAAUAAACCAAAUGUAAAUACACAUGAAUCUUUCCUUCAACAUAAAAGAUACACACGGACUCGCUUGUAAGCUUUGCCUGCCUAACAAAAGCUAAAGAGGAAUUCAAUUUCAAGUUCUGACAAAAGUAGUCGCGAGAAUAUGUUUAUCAGACUAUUUUGUAAAGGAAGUUUGUGUUGAUCUUCCUGCCGGAGCGCUGAUGACUGGUUACUGGUGCUCCUGUGAGAGCCAAGACGAGGGAGGUGGUGUCUCGUCUUACCACCGAGACAAGACUGACAGAUCCCCUUCUAUGACUACAGUACUUAUAGGAAUAAUACUUAAACCCGAAUGAUUGUCUAGAAAUUCCGACACGUUAUUUGAAUCUAUUUGAAUUUGUUUUUUACUCAAGUUAGGCCUUUAUUUCCGUAUAGAUUUUGGAGUGAAAAUAUGUAAAUUUCCUUCCCGGGAAACAUUUAGAUUCAAAUCCUCUAUAUUUUUCCUCCGGGUUAUAUUUGGUUUUUAGGUAGACGCCGUUUCUCUGGAGGCAGAUGUGAGGUCACCACUACCUUCCUCACUGUCUCUCACAUCAAUCUACCCACAACAGAGAGACAAGUACGUACACUUCUUCGGGCUUUUGUACGUGAUUCCUCUAAGGUGUUGUACCUCUGUGAGGAAGGAUUCUCUGCUUAUUUUACAAUAUAAGACUUCUAAGAGUUCUGUGUCAAAUACGUUUCUCAUGCUCGUCUCCGGCAGAGUUCUGCAUUUGCUUGGCUUGCCAGUGUCAACAGGAAAGAAGGUUAGAUUAUAUAAUGCUGAAUUUUUAUCACGAACGGAGAUAUUACUGUAUACCAUUUCUUAAGUUGUAAUUGUGUGGCAGAGAUGAACAACAAUCCUAAGACAAUUUUGUUUUCACUCUUCAAGCAGUGAGUAUAAACAUAACCCAUCCUACUGAAGGUUAGUAUCAUUUUAUACAUAACUAACAUCAGUAAAAGAAAACAAAUAGAAUUAAUUGUAUUUGCUCGAUAUUUAACAGUGCAAAAUGAUCUUACAUGUUGGUUUUUUCCUUUCUUUGGUCUUAGAUGAAGCAGAUAUAUUGUAGUACUUAACUUUAUAGAUCAUCUAGCUCCUGAUACCAUCCCGUUGUAACACCUUACCAUCCCUUGCACGUCUUACUCAGAGUAAAUACAACUAUUAUCAUCUCAUUUGUAGUGAAUUUGUAGCUAAAGUGACGCUGCUGCUAUGUUGACAUGUCCUUAGUUCCUCGUUCCCUGAUAGUGAGUAAUUGACUGGUCAUCUAUAGCCUUCACCACACACUGUUUUGGGGUCUUCAGGAGCCUUCUCAGAUAGACAUUUGGUUGCUGGUUGUUUGGCGAGUCUCAACUACCACAAACAGCAACCAAUCAGCUGCUGUGAGGUGUGAUGACUGUUCUGGACGGUAGUAAUGGAGGAGGUUAAUUGACAGGUUCAUUCUUUUGUCAGUUUGGUUUUGUAUAUUGUCCACUGUCUCUCCCCACUACUGUCCACUGUCUCUCCCCACUACUACCCACUGUCUCACCGCUACUGUCCACUGUCUCUCCACUCCAUCAUCUGUUUCGGAAAUCGAUCACUUGAAGAUCAGCCACCCCUAGUUUAUUUCACCGAACCUAACCUAACAUGAUCUAUAAUCCAUAUUUGUGUUGAUUAUAGGAAGAGUUUAAGCCCCCAUGCAACCAUCACCUCCUCCACCAGGCUCCCUAUCACCUCCCCCCACCUCCUCCCACCUCCCCCAGACGACCUUUCACUUUCCCCAC